UUAUUAUUGAAAAUGUCAGUCGCUAUCCAACCGCUAAGAAAUCAUCAUCAUCAUCAUGAUUGCCAAGUUAUUUUGCAUAAUCCUUUUGAUUCCAUUUCUAAGUCUGGUAACUUCGGCAACCACGACAUCUGUCAUUUCACUCGUUCCCUCAAUAAACGAAAAUGGUGUUCUGUUAAUGCCAUCCGAAAAUAAAUAUUACCUAAGAAUCAUUACAGAUGGAACGACUCGGGAGGAGGUCGUUGAAGAGAUUUCGCCGGAUCAACUUCAAGUCAUGGGAACAUAUCAACAGUCUUUUCCAGGGUCUAAGUACCUGCUGGUCAAUUAUGAAGCCGGUACUAACGGCUACGUGGCCAAGUAUAACUUCUCUGGAACAAAGAUCCCAAUUCAACGCCUAAACCCUGUUACUUUAAAAAGUGCCUCCGGGUAAAAAUACAAAAAUCAAUCAACUUUGCAUGAUAAUAAACGAUACAGUCGUAUCCGAAAUAUUCAGAA
Molecule: messenger RNA, 492 nt
Organism: Drosophila suzukii
Lineage: Eukaryota; Metazoa; Arthropoda; Insecta; Diptera; Drosophilidae
Source: RefSeq, a predicted model, not a curated record